Penicillium verhagenii is the source of this 1218-nucleotide messenger RNA. RefSeq lists its product as uncharacterized. The record is from RefSeq and is a predicted model, not a curated record. Gene Ontology annotation, cellular component: cytoplasm. Lineage: Eukaryota; Fungi; Ascomycota; Eurotiomycetes; Eurotiales; Aspergillaceae. Gene Ontology annotation, molecular function: ubiquitin conjugating enzyme binding; ubiquitin binding. Gene Ontology annotation, biological process: ubiquitin-dependent protein catabolic process. The coding region runs from base 1 to 1218 and encodes 405 amino acids. The transcript is spliced from 5 exons.
AUGUCCGAGGAAGAAAAGACCUCCACUCCCAGCAAACCUGCGGCCGUACCUGCGCUCAACAGCCCCCGGGCUGAGUCGCCUACCACUGCGCGACCCCUUGACUUUGACGAUGAGCCCCAGGAGUCUGGUGUUACCGCCGCAAACAACAUCCCUUCCCAGCCGACCGCUACUGAAUCUCCCCCCGCUGCCCCGCCGAAGCCGCCCCGACCCAUGAGCCCGAAACAACAUGCGGAGAAUACGCUCAAGGAAGCUUUCCCGACAAUCGAUGCCGGUGUGGUCAAGGCCGUUUUGACUGCAAGCAAUUGGAAUGUCGAACGAGCAUUCAACGCGCUCCUCGGCAUGACGGACCCUACUGCCCAGGAGGAUAUGGCGCCUCCUCCGAAACCGCCUCGUCCUACCCAAUCUGCCACCUCUACUGCUAGAAGCCAACUGGAGUCCGACGAACAGUAUGCGCGCCAACUGGCCGAACAUUAUAACUCUUCCGGACGCCGCGGACAGGCCCCAGGAUGGCAGAAUGACCCUCGGUAUCACCAACCACGAGGAAGUGAGGACUCGGACGAGAAAGAAUACAGCUUCUUCGAUGAUGAUUUGCCGGUGAUCCGUGACAACCUGCGCAAGGGUUUCUUGGAGACACAGUCCAAGGUUAAUUCAUGGGUCACAAGCUUCAAGAAAAGGCUCGACGGAGAUGAUUUGGAUGAGGAACCCAAUCAAAAUCGUGAGCCGCCUGCCUCAUUUGGGCGUCCACGACGGAGUGGUGACAUGGCCCGUCGCAGUGGGGAUCGGGAGCGCUAUGAUGCAGACCCGCAGGUGUUCGGAGAUGAUUUCUCGGCUCUGGAGUUGAGGGAUUCUGAAGCUCCCCCGCCCCGUCCGCCCCGCCCUCUGGGCGCCACGAACCUCAAGAAAACAUCGUCGCCAUCCCCUGAUCGGCGUAAGGUGUCCUUCCAGGAUGGACCAGCGACUGAGAUUGAUACCGGACGCAGCUCAACUGGUGGCAAGUCCAGCAAGUGGCAGCCUUUGGCAAAUGUUGAGCCGUCCCCGGUAGCGGAGAAUGAUCCGUUCAGCCUUGGAGAUAGCGACGACGAGAAGGAACCUAGUAAGGCCAAGGAACAGACCAGCGCGCUGGAGAGUGAACAGACCAAGCACGCGACAGUGGAGGCGGUGCCCGAAGACACGGUCUCCAAGGAUAAGGACAACAAGACCGAGGAUUCCUCGAAGUAG